Scylla paramamosain (green mud crab) is the source of this 5970-nucleotide messenger RNA. RefSeq names its product carboxypeptidase B-like. Lineage: Eukaryota; Metazoa; Arthropoda; Malacostraca; Decapoda; Portunidae. The transcript has 8 exons. The record is from RefSeq and is a predicted model, not a curated record. Gene Ontology annotation, biological process: proteolysis. Gene Ontology annotation, molecular function: zinc ion binding; metallocarboxypeptidase activity. The coding region runs from base 3955 to 5409 and encodes 484 amino acids.
UGGCGGUGGUGAUGGUGUUGGUUGUUGUUGAUGAUGUUGAUGAUGUUGUUGUUGUUGUUGUUGUUGUUGUUGUUAUUGUAGCAGAAAUGUUAUAAGUAAUGGUACGAGUAUCAUGUAGAGCAGCCUCAAGAAACAAUAACAACAAAACCAACAACAAAAGCAACAACAAACAAUAGUAAUCAUAAUAAUAAUAAUAAUAAUAAUAAUAAUAAUAAUAAUAAUAACAAUAAUACCAGCAGCAACAGUAGCAUUAUCAGCUGCGGUAGUAUCAGCGGCAACAGUAAUCACAGUAAUAAAAGUAGUAGUAGUAAUAGUAGUAGUAGUAGUAGUAGUAGUAGUAGUAGUAGUAGCCAUAACUGUUACUCCCAUCACAGCCCCCCUUAUUCCUGACCGCCACAUUUCAAAACUCUACGCGUCACUCGUUCCAUUUUUCACACCACUAAAUAACCUCUGGGAAAAAAUAAUAAACCCAUUGCGUAAUCUUCCUCCAUAGCAACACCGGCGCGGCACUCGGCCCAUGGUUACCUGCGCGAGUGUGGCCCACCUGCAUACACACACAAACAUACACAAACACACACAAGGGGGACGGGACAUUGCAACAGACUUAAUCCUACGUUCAUUUUUUUUUUUUUUUAAUGAAGCAGCAAUGUUUUUUUUUUCUGAGUCUAGGUUUAUACAAUUUCUUUAGCCAGUCACACUUACGUUUGUAAUAAGCGAAUAAGUAAAUAAGUAAAACAGAAUAGAACAGAAAAAUAGAUAAAUAAAUAAAAUAAAAUGAAUUAAUUAAUACAUAAAUACAUGAGUAAAUAAGCAUAGAGGGAAAUGUUCAAUUAACUCAUCCUAUUUUGAAUUCGCUUAGCCUUCUGUUUUUGUUUUUGUUUUUUUUCUUGCGGACCAAACCUUUUUAUGUUGUGUCGUCCUUUUCACAGAAAAUUAACAAACUAUAAAAUUUCAGUGAAUAAGAAUAAAAAGCCAAUACAUUCACUAAAACUCAGCUUAGCAACUGCUGAUUUAUGGCUCUGUUUUUUUAAAUACAUUCGCAGUCCAUUUACAUAAUCAUGGGCGAGUAGCCAGAAAGGAACACGAUAGCCGCAGAUUAGCCAGCCGUUGUGAAACUUCAGGAAAACUCCAGCGCAUCCUGAGACAAACAGCUGCGGUCGCGGUUGUCAGGCGAAGACAACUGUAGCGUGCGGUGCCUGGGGCGUGUUUCCAUGCGUGGCGAAACAAACCCCAGCACAGCCGCUGCUAAAAGUCAUCUGUCACACUUCCACUGUAUUUUGUUUUCCCUCCAUCAAAACUCCUUAGAAUCAAUCAGUUCUCAGAUUUUGAGUUGUUAACGGGUUAGAGGAUUAGGUUAGGAAAAUAUGGUGAUGAGAAGAAUCGUGGUAUGCUAAGACUUUUUGACCGUUACUACACCAGACGCCUCAGAAAAACCCGUCCUGUGCAUGUGGCUAUUCCCGAGGCGGCGGUGGCGGCGUUCGGGGAAGCAUUGUGGAGACCUCGAGGAGCGAUGCCCGUUGCUGUGUCCCAACCAAGGAGAAGCAACCCACCCCCUCAUUCCUCACUGCUUGCUUACGUCACUCACGGCCACGGCUUCACGCUCACGCCUUGCAUUCAUAAACGCCUCCGGGAACAGAAAAAAAGAUAUUACUGGUAUUCCUAACUAUAACAAUCAUGGCACUGUGGAAAAAGGGAAUGUGCUAGGUGGAAGUGCCAGUGAUGGACAGGUGGAGAGUGCCGGCGUCUCAGUGUCUGGUGUCCCCCGCGUUAUGGCACGCCCGAGGAGCUGUCACACCGUGUUCACGUGACCACUUCUGGGAAAGGGAUCGGGAGGAGGAGGAGGAGGAGAAGAAGAAGGAGAAAGAGGAGGAGGGUGAUAAGGACGAGAGUUGGUAGUGGUGGUGGUGGUGGUGGUGGUGGCGGGAAAGCGGCCCUUCAUCCGGGUGUGGUGUAAGGCCCUGGUGUGUCCCUGAAUGCUUGACGCCACGCGUUCUCCUGCUGGGGGAGUCGCCGAUGUGUGGGUGGGUGUGCGCGUGUCUACCCCGCCAGCGCGGCCACAGAAUACACGUGUCACAAGGUCCAAUAACUAAAAUAACUUCAUAGUGAAUAAAAUCAAAUAUAUUGAAUGAAAUAUUACCAUUUUUAAUGCAAUAACUAAGAAUAAUGGUAAAAACAACAACAACAACAAUAAUAAUAACUUCAUAAAUACGAUGCAAUAAAACUAAUCAAACAUUACGAGCCUUUCGAAUACAAUGGUCAAUGAAACAUCCAAGCAAGUCAAAUUAGAUAAAAAUGGUGAAUUUUGAUCCUUAAUACAAUCAAUAAAAACAACCCUGUAAUGAAAAAAAGAUAAAAUUAAACUUGAACCUAACCAUUAAUUACACUAAAGCAAAGUAACAUCAAGUAAAAUCUACGAGCAUUACCUAUUCUUAGUCCUGUACAGUGACGGUGAUGCGCCUUACUCCUGAUCCGCGGAAGUGGGAUUAAGGUUUGUACAUACCUGAAUACACCUGAACACAUCUGGGCACACAUGAACACACCUGAACACACCUAGGAACACCUGAACACAUCUGGGCAAACCUGAACACACCUAGGUACACCUGAACACAUCUGGGCACACCUGAACACAUCUGGGCACACCUGAACACAUCUGGGCACACCUGAACACAACAGAACAUACCUAGGUACAUUUAGUGAGAGUACCAUAUGGUGGGCUACAUGUCACCUUAGCUCCGUAUCUUCAGUAGCCAGGGAUACGAAGAUGAGGCCGCGGCAAGGCGUAGACGCGUUCCCUUGAGCUCCACAAGUGCCUCUUAGAAAGUUAGGGACGCAAAAAAAAUCGUGCAAUAUGUUGUAGCACCGCGACAGAUUAGCGUGUCGCCAGUGCCUGCAUGACCACCUACAACUGGAUGACUGACUGGUCCGCAUUCUCAAAGGUUUCGGCGCCUCACCUUCAUUCCUUUUACAGGGACUGCCACGUGUAGGCCUGAUGGCUUCUUGCAGCUUCUCUUUUUUUUUUUUUCAUGUUCUUAUGUUCCUAAUGGGCUCUUUUGGAAGGUAUUGUGGUUUUCAUGGUGUUUUCGUGUUUCCAGUGAUGGUUUACUGGGGAUUAUGCAUCAUCAAUUAAGAAAACACCCAUGAGAACCUGACUAAUCAUCUCUGUAGCCUCUGAAAAUUCCCUGAGAAAACGGUGUCAAUGAAUGCAGGUCACUAUUAACUUUUUCCUUCCGUCGCGCUGCCCCGGCGGCCUGUGCGGGGUGAAGGCAGCACAGUGACACGCUCCUCAGGGUUACUGGUAGCGUGUGCGAAGGUCAGGGAUGGUUGAGGGGGAGAGAAAAGGGGAAAAGAGGAAGGAAGGGGAAGGAGAAGGGACGAUUUGAAAGUUAAGGUCAUCCAUGUUAUGGUUUUGAGGGCAAGGCGUGACCUCUGUAAUACAGACGUCACUUCCUGAGCACUGACCCUCACGCAGGUUUCCCCAGCCAGGGACCAGCGCCUGGACACCUGCUGCCCGCCGCGCCGCAUCGCACAGGCUUAUAUAAAAACUGCCGCGUCACGCCGCCAACCAGUAACGUUACAGUCUCCGGGAAAACAACACUGAGACGCUUACCACAAAAAAUAAAACUGCUACAAACACAACAAACGGAAACUUUAUGAAAGAACUGGAUUAUUUACUUCAACAAACAGAAGCGACAAGAUUGAUGACGAGGAAUACACUUGUUUACAACGUAUACGUCCCAGCUUUCCACAAGACAAGAUUGGUAAUUACUGGAACAGCGCCGCAGAGCAAGACAGCGCCGUGAAGAGACGACCGACGCACUGCGCCGCCACGUAGAGAAAUAGAGAGAAAAAAAAAAAAAUCCAAGUCGAAACAGACCAAGUUCCGAGCGAAGGACAAACUCCUCACUAAGUCUUCCAUUACAAUCCAGAGAAGAAAAGAUCGGUUCAAUCUGAACAAUGACGCGAUGGACGGCAAUACACACCCCUCUGUCAGUGCUGGCUGUGAUGGCCACGCUUCUGGGAGCCGCCCUGUGCUCGCCCCUCCAUCAUCCCUGUAACUCAGAAGACUCGGACGUGCCCUGCGACACCUUUAGCGCCUCAAGCAACCGGGCAAACGAUGGCCACUCCAGCCCUCCCUUCCCUGCCGUCAACAGGGAGAGUAACGGGGACAUCCAGCAGCCAGGGCACGAGGCGGUCUCCUACACAGGAUACAAACUCCUCCGCGCGAAUGUCGAGGCUUCCAAGCUGCCCCUGGUAGACUCUCUGGACACCGCGGAGGGAGUGGAUCUGUGGUCAUGGAGGAGGAAAGGGCGAAGUCGCAUGUUUGAGGUCGAUCUUCUGACGCCCCCCGCCGCUGAGCCCAAGGUAAAACAGGUGUUCUCGGCCAACAAUCUGCCCUACCAAGAGGUGAUCAAAGACCUGCAGGACGCCAUCAACAAGCAGAAGGACGAGUUUUUCUUCAGCUGGAACCGCCCCGCUCACCCAAUGACGUGGGAGAAGUAUCAUUCCUUUGACGAGAUGGAGCAGUACCUGUACUUCCUGCAAGCAGAGUACCCCCACCUAAUCACGCUGGAGGAAAUCGGCCACUCUUCAGAGAACAGGUCACUCAAGGUCGCCAAGGUGUCCACCGGCCCAAACAGGACUGCUGUUUGGAUUGAUGGAGGAAUGCACGCCCGGGAGUGGAUCGCGCCCGCCACCGCCAUGUACAUUCUAUACCGUCUGGUCGAAAAUGCCUGGGAGUUCCCUGAGCUUGUCAACAACUUCGACUGGUACAUUCUGCCCAUGGUGAACCCCGACGGUUAUGAAUUCUCCCGCAGCAAGGACAGGUUGUGGCGCAAGACUCGUUCCAUCAACCCUGACCUCCCGCUGUGUGUGGGUGUGGAUGCCAACAGGAACUUCGGGUACAAAUGGGCCACUGAGGGGUCCUCCAACAACCCCUGCAGUAGCCUCUACCACGGCCUCAAGCCCUUCUCUGAGCCUGAGACCAAAGCCAUGGCAGACUUCCUCCUCACCCACAAAGAUCAGCUAAAAGUGUACGUGACCUUCCACGCGUACUCCCAGAUGUGGAUGACACCUUGGUCCUCCUCCCACACGCCGGCUGCCAACAACAGGGACUUACUGGAGGUGGGCGGGAUGGCGAUAGAGGCCAUCAGGAGCUACAACGGCACCAAGUACACCAUUGGCACAGUCCCGGACCUGCUUUAUUUAGCGUCAGGAUCUUCUAUGGACUUCGCUUACGGCACCGUAGGCAUCCCUUACUCAUACGCCCUAGAGCUGAGAGACAGAGGCAAUUACGGGUUCAUCCUGCCCAAGGAACAGAUCCACCCUACGGCGCAGGAGACCUUUUUGGGCAUCAGGGCCAUGGCAAAAGCAGUCUUCCACAAACUGUACCCAAACAAAAAGUUCGCAUGAAACACUUCAAACCAUCACCUCAUACACCCGCCCACACAUACUUUACCUUGAAUCACUUCAUUAUUUUGGCGAUUAAAUUGUACAUGAAAGAUUACAAUACAAAUAGCAACAAUGAUUCCCCAGUCCCCUUAAAAAUUAGCACUUUAGUAUUAUUUUUAAGGAAUAUUACCCUUUACUCCUUGCAAGCAUGACAUCAGUACCCAUUAAUAAUUAUCCAGUUCUUAUAAAUCAUGAAAUUUUGACAAAUUAAUCUUUUAAAUGUACAAAUGUCUAAAGAUUGUGCCAUCAAUAAUCUUAAAAAGUCUUAAAGUAACUAGCAAUAAGUCUUCCAAGAAAAAAAAAUAGAGAAAAUUAAAAUGCGUUUUAAAUGUCUCAAGUGUCAGUGGUGCAAGAGUUCUCUCCACUACCAGAGUGAUUUGCUCCCCUUGUGUGUUUGGAAUGUAUGUAGGUAUGCAUACUUCAUUACUUAUAUUAUUUAUUCAAUAUUUAUUCACUUCACUAUUUAUUCAACACAGAUCACCAUAUUUAUGAACUACAAUAAUAAAGUUAUACAUAAUGUCU